AUUCGGGCUUGUAGUGAAAUGAAAAUUACAUUGUAUUGAUUUUACCCCGCCUUGUGUUUAAAUUUGCAUUCCGAAUUAAUCAAUCGAGACAGUCGGGUUAUCAGCGGUUGACCUAAAAUAUGUAAAGCGCGACACUUUAGAAAUAAGACUAUACAGAAAUCAAUCGCGUGGAUAGGUAUUAUUAUUAUUUAGUGGGCUAAGUAAGGAAUUAGCAGGAUCGAUUUCAGCUAAUUUACUUUAAAGAGUAACUGUUCAAUAGGCCCUCAUUGUUUAAUUGCUGAGUAUUAUCGGUAGGUGUUCGGUGGACAUUUCUGACGAUGCAUUUUGUAGUAACGUUGAUAAAACAUCUUGAUUGAAUGAUAAGAAGAAAAACUACAGAAAUCUAAGCGGAUUAUGAUGGCCACCCCGGACGUUUUACAAACAACUUCAAGCAUGUCGGAAGAUUUCAGCGUAUGUUCACUCUGUCAGGAAACAUUUAAACGUCCAAAAAUGCUACGAUGUCUUCAUACAUUUUGCAACGAGUGUUUGAAUGAUUACAUUGGGCAAAAUCUGACGUCUUCGAAUUGUUUUCCCUGUCCAUCGUGUGACAUAGAUUCGGAAUUGCCCCAGCUUGCGGCUGAAGGGCGCUUUGCGGAUAACUUCAAGGACGACCAAUUUAUGGCGUCUUUCGUGGAGUUGAAGAAAGCCUUACAAGAUGGCAAGUGCUGUGACAUCUGCGUCCGAAGAAAUGAAGAUAUCGUAGCGAAAUCCUGGUGCUCUGAUUGCACGGACGCUCUGUGUGAGGCGUGUUCUCAGGUGCAUAUGCAUGUGAAGGUGACGUCAUCGCACUUAAUGACGUCAUUGGAAGAAAUGAAGAAACAGCCACUUGAUGUUAUUAUGAGAAAGAAGAGCAAAGUUAACUGCGAUAGGCACGGAGAAAAUAUAUCGUUAUUCUGUGUUGACUGUAAGGAUCCUCUGUGCGUACAAUGUUUGGCUGUGUCUCACAGACGCUGCGAAAAUGUCAUCACAGUAAAUGACGCUGUUGCUUCAAGGACUGACAUCGAUAAGAUUCUCGAAACACUUCGCUCGUUCCAAGUGUCAUUAGAUAACGUCGAUGGUCUAAGUGCUGUUGAAAAAGUACUAGAAGAUUCCAUUGAAAAUACUAAACAUGAAAUCACGUAUUUGAGCAACUCUUUGUGUGCUAAGAUACGAGACCAAGAGCAGUUUUUGUUAAAGAAACUGGAAAGCAAAUCAUCAGAGGCAAGACGUUUGUUAAAAGACAGAAUUGAACCAAGAAAACUUCAAACCAAAACGGCAAAAGCAGCGAGUCUAAGAAUGAAUAAUUUGUUGAAAUAUGGAAGCGAUGUCGAAGUUUUGAUGGCAUUUAACCAGAUAAAGAAACAAGUUGAUGAUUUUAAUUUGGACAUUGGAGAAACCAACCCGGAAAAACUAAGAGUAUGUGUUGAAUUUAUUCCGGAUGACACAAGUUUAACAUAUCUGGAUGAGUUGAAAAUGCUGGGUGAAUUGCGCAUUGAAACUGGUGCCGAUGAAGGGAUUUCCUCUUGGGGUGUAACGUGCACAUCGCUUGAAGAUAUUAUCGUAACCGACUGCCAUAAUAAGAGGAUACAAAAGUUCAACAAAGGCGGUGAACUUGUAGACCACAUUCAGUUAGAUGAUGAACCAAGAGAUAUUACAACAUGUGGACUUGGUGAUGAUGUCGCGGUUCCUUUGAUAGGACGCCUUAUCAUUUUCAUUGCUACUAGGAAAUCACUUGCCUUGAUUAAGCGAACCAAAACUGAGCGCCAAUACGACGGUAUUUCAUAUUCAACGAGGGAGAGCUACCUGGUGGUAAGCUGCAUGAGAGAAAAAUGUGUGGAUAUCAUUCAGCUGGAUGGAAGUAUCCUGAAAUCGUACAUGUAUGACAAAAUGAAUGAGUGUUUGUUCGAUCAACCGAGGUAUGUGUCGGCUGCAGUAGACGGCUCAAUCAUCGUGUCGGACACUGGAAGGCACUGCAUUACUUGCAUCAACCCCAGAGGCGAGGUGUUAUUCCGUUACGUGAGCAAGAAUGACUUACGAAAUCCACAGGGUGUAUGCGUUGAUAAAAUCGGAAACGUUUUCGUAGCUGACAAUUCGAACGACAGGAUCCAGUUGCUGACGAGUAACGGUACGUUUCAGCGGUAUGUUCUGGUUAAGGAUUCGGGACUCGAACGUCCCUGUGCUAUUAUAGUCAGUCAUACAAACAGAUUGAUUAUCGUGCAAAAUGAUGGAAUGGUUAAGGUAUAUACGUAUUGUUAAGAUUAAACUACAAAAGUCUUAAUGUAUUCAUUUGCAGCUGUGUACAUUUUCUUAAUUUCAUGAAAACGGUUUAACGUUUUUGAAACAUAAAUAUGAUAGAUAUAUUAUGAAAUUGUGUAUUUUUUGCCACGAAUGUGCUAGUAGUGAAUAUAUGUAUAGUAUAUUUAAUGUGUUUAGAUUUUUAUUGCCGAAUGUUUAACUUAUAUGUCUAUUAUGUAAUGAAUCCAUUUUCACCCAGCAGUGUAUAUGCGUGUAUAUGUGAAAUUUAACAAGAAAUUAUACAAGAGAUAACAUUUUUUUCCGAUUUUUAGGGAUUGAAACGAAACAAUAAAGACAACGUCAUACAAAUAUUUGCACAAAACAUCAUUUCAAUGAAGAUGUUUCACCAGUUGAGAAGAAUAUCUGUUUAUCGCAAUUAGUGUUCUGACAUGUAUUGAUAUUGUAUUGUAGACACACUGUAGCGCCGUUAAAUGUCGCAUCGCCGUUAUAUGUCACAGGCUACGAGAUUUGUCGCAACGUUGACGAUAAAUGUCGCAAGGAACGAUAAAUGUCGCAAAUCCUACUGACGAUAUAUUUCGCAACUUUAACGAUAAAUGUCGCAAAAAUUUCUAGUAAAGAUAUAUGUCCCAACAUUAACGAGAAAUGUCGAACACCUUUGUAAGUCAUGUUAAAAUGAAAAGUUGAAGUAAAAAUGACUAAAACUAUCAGGUUAGAUCUAGAUUAACCGACGGGGUUUAUUUUGGCCGACUUCCACUUGUUGUGGUCAGUAUUGUCCAUAAUUGUCAGCUGCGGUGAAGAUCGACCGAAGCGGUCAUAUUUAUUCAUUUUCGACCAAAAACGUUAAGCUGUAGUCAAAAAUGACAAAAUCCUUGUUUUAAAUUGGUCGAAAAUCGGAGGGGCGAGGGGCCCGUAAUUUUUGCUUUGGGUUUAAGGUCAAUUCGACAAGUUUGGUUAUAUUUAUCGUUCCUUGCGACAUUCAUCGUCAGCGUUGCGACAUAUCUCGUCGUCUGCGACAUAUAACGGCGAUGCGACAUUUAACGGCGCUACACACACACGUUUGUUUACACUCGUAAGCUUAUGCCAAUAUGCAGAAAAACAAAUGGAAUAAUUUCUAUUUUUUAAAAGAAAGUAUACAUUCUUAACUUCAUGUGAAGGUACAUUUAGGACUUUCCAAGAAAAAGUCUUAUUUAUUUUGUAUCUGGUUUACAAUAUACGUGUUUGCCAUCUGUAUUCGUGUGCGUGUGCAAAAAAGCAUUAAUAAUCAGAAGUACUUCGUAUAUGUGCCUUUAUCGAAAAUAAUUAAAU
This is a messenger RNA of Dreissena polymorpha, 3579 nucleotides long. Its product is annotated as E3 ubiquitin-protein ligase TRIM56-like. The transcript is spliced from 3 exons. Gene Ontology annotation, molecular function: ubiquitin-protein transferase activity; zinc ion binding; protein binding. The record is from RefSeq and is a predicted model, not a curated record. Gene Ontology annotation, cellular component: nucleoplasm; chromatin. Gene Ontology annotation, biological process: positive regulation of DNA-templated transcription. The coding region runs from base 394 to 2274 and encodes 626 amino acids. Lineage: Eukaryota; Metazoa; Mollusca; Bivalvia; Myida; Dreissenidae.